This is a messenger RNA of Rubroshorea leprosula, 1866 nucleotides long. The record is from the annotation of a GenBank genome assembly. Lineage: Eukaryota; Viridiplantae; Streptophyta; Magnoliopsida; Malvales; Dipterocarpaceae.
GCAUUUGAUGAUCCAGUUACUAGUUAGCAGAAAGCAAGAUGUAAUUAUUGUGGAAAGGUGUUGUGUGCUGAACCUAGGAGAAAUGGUACUUCUACCAUGAAUGGUCAUAUUGAAUGUUGCUUGAAAAAUCCUAAUAAUUUGAAAAAUAAUACACUGUUGAAGUAUGUUAGUAAAGAUGGAAGUAAGACAGUGAUUGAUUUAGGAACUUGGAAGUUUGAUGAAGGUGCAGUGAAGAGAGCAUUAGCUGAAAUGUUAAUUAUUGAUGAGGACUCCUUUAGCUUAGUUGAAAAAUUAGGCUUUAGAAGGUUUUGUGAAGUAGCAUUGCCACUAACUUUUAAAAUUCCAUCUAGGAGAACCAUCACUAGACAAUGUUAUGACAUCUAUGUAGAACAUAGAAUUGCCUUGAAAAAUUAUUUCAAAGAAUCAAAUUUUAGAGUUUCAUUAACCACUGACACUUGGACUAGCUUACAAAGAAUCACUUAUAUGAGCUUGACUGCUCAUUUCAUUGAUGCUAAGUGGAAGUUAUAUAAGAAAAUACUGUGUUUCUGUCCUGUUGAUAGCCAUAAAGGAGAUGAAUUGGGAGAUCUUCUUGUUAGAUGUUUGAAGGAUUGGGGGUUAGAGAAAAUUUAUGCAUUAACUGCUGAUAAUGCAUUAGCAAAUGAUGGACUUGUGAGGGUUUUAAAAGAUGCUGUGAAUAAAUGGGGAAUUGCUAUUCUUGGUGGGAAAGACAUUCACAUGAGAUAUGCAACCCACAUCAUAAACUUGGUUGUUAGUGAGGGUACUAAAGAAAAAGAGAUAAAUAAAUCUGUGAUUGCAAUUAGGGCUGCAGUUAAAUAUAUUAGGCAAAGUCCUAUGAGAUAUGCAAGACAAGACCCACACAUGAAGAAUGAGUUGAAUGAUGGUCCUAAUGCUCCUGGAUUUCCUUCUUGCAUAGAUUGGGAAAAUGUGUAUGGUCGUAAAUCUGAUGGUGAACUUGAUGAUAAUGGGCCUCUUUAUGUUGCCAUGGUCAAACGUGAGAUGAGAAUAUUGUUUGAAGAAUACAAGAGGUUGAAUUCCUCUACUGCGAAAUCAAGUGACCCUCAAUCAUUUGAUGAACAAGGAAGCAGCUCUACCUCUGCAACCAAUAUGCAAAGUGUGACAGAUCCGAAAAAUAGAGUGCAAACAUUUGAAGUGAGGUCUGAUUACAAGAAAUUUAAAGCUGCCAAUGGUAAAAGGGCAGAAAAAACAAAGUUGGAGAAGUACUUGGCAGAAGAUCCUGAGGAUGAGAAUGAAAAUAUUGAUGUUAUUCAGUGGUGGAAGAUGAAUGAGCAUAGAUUUCCAGUGUUAGCAACCAUGGCAAGAGAUGUCUUAGCAGUUCCAAUAUUGACUGUUGCUUUUGAAUCAGCAUUCAGUACUGGAGGUCGAGUCCUUGAUGCUUUUCGCUCGUCAUUGACACCAAGAAUGACACAAGCUCUCAUUUGUGCACAAGAUUGGUUGAGAGAUAAAGCUGUUUCUAAUAUACAGGAGGAGGAUUUGGACACACUGGACAGUUUAGAGAAAGAACGUGCAACUUGUGCUAAGGAAGAAUGGCUCUCAACUUUGCAUUUAAAGGUUACUUCUAAAGCUAUUUUGGACGCUCAAAAGAGAGAUGGUUGUGUGAAGUGGUUUGCUGAAAAUGUGGCUUCAAGGAGUGCUGCUAGGGCAAGGCUUUUGGAUGUCACCAUUGUUUCUGGGGUGUGUGCCUAUCCCUUUGAGUCUUUGACACAGUUUGAUGGCGAAUGAUUUUGUUUAUUUUUUGGCUUAUGAAGUGUAAUAGUUUAUUAACUUUGUUACUUUGGAUAUUUGGUUAAAAUAUCCAAAUCAUAAAAUUAAAAGAAAUGAAUCACA